AUGCUGGCUCUGGCAUUGGAGCAGACACUGGCACAGAUGCUGACACUAGCAUUGGCUCAGGCUUGGGUUCAUGCACUGGCUCUUGCUCAGGCUCAGGUUCUGGCUCUGGUGGUGACAGUGACUCUGGCUGGUGCUCUGGUUCAGAUACUGGCUCUGAUGCAGGCUGAGGAGUUGGUUCUGGUUCAGGUGCUGGUUCUGGUUCUAGCUCAGGUUCAGGUGCUGACUCUGACUGCGGAACAGGCUGUGGGACUGGCUCUGGAACAACAGCCUCUAGGAGGGAGCUCUGGAGCAAUGGCCUCCUCUGCUGCUGCUGCAUCAGCCAUUGGAGGGAUCUCUGGAGCAAAGGCCUCCUCCGCUACCACUGCAUCAGCCUCAGACAUGAUAGUCCCCUCCCAAAAGAUUUCAUGGGAGUCCUCUUCUUCUACUGAUUCAUAUACAGUGCGCAUCAUUAAUGCCGUGCGUGUGAGAGGUCACUCGAUGCGUUCGCAGUCCGGGAUGUGCCAGAGAGUUCUUCAGCAUGAUAAUGAUGUUUAUGCAUCUCUGACUUCCAAAUUUUGUGUAAAUAACUUCACAGAACUACCCAGAAGAGAGAGUAAAGUACAUCAAAGUAAGGUGGAAAAGCUGCAGUUAGGAAAAAUAGAACUUGACACCCUGAUGGCACAAAUACACAAGCGAUGCUCGUUCUCCACCUGGAUUAAAGAAAACAUCAAGAAAAAAGAGUGCUGCUUCUAUGUAGAAGAUGGCAGAGAGGGGAUCUGUAUGUGUGGCUAUCCAAAGAACCAACACAAAGAUGAAGCCAUCAAGCUGAAUGACUACACAGGGCAGCAGUAUGACAAACAUAGGCACAUCAAAGAGGUUCCUACUGAUGCUUUUGGAGACAUUAGCUUUACAGGAAUUGGACAGAAAACAAGCAGGUACGUCCGUGUAUCCUCUGAUACGCCUGUUGAGAAGCUGUACCAACUGAUGACCGAGCAUUGGAAGCUCCAGCCCCCUAACUUGUUAAUAUCAGUGACAGGAGGAGCCAAAAAUUUCUACAUAAACAAUGACCUGAAGAACAAGUUCCGUAGAGGACUAAUUAAAGUGGCCGAAACCACAGGUGCAUGGAUCCUGACUGGGGGAACACACACAGGUGUGAUGAAACAUGUUGGGAGAGCAGUACGGGACUAUAAUCUAAGCAGUGUUGCUGCAGGGGGGCAGAUUGUGGCUAUUGGAAUGGCCACGUGGGGGGUCAUUCACAACCGCCAGGCUCUGGUUCACCAAGACGGUCGCUUUCCUGCUCAUUAUUAUCUGGAUGAACAAGGUCAGGGCCGCUUAUCCUGCCUGGAUGUUAAUCACUCUCACUUCCUGCUGGUGGAUGAUGGAACAUCUGGCAAAUAUGGGGCUGAGAUUCAACUUCGUGGGCAAUUGGAGAAACUGAUCUCAGAACAACCGCUAGGAAACUCAGAGAGUGAACUGAAGAUUCCAGUUGUGUGUGUGGUACUAGAUGGUGGAGUUGGAACCCUAAAUACAAUCUACAACUCCAUGCUGAAUGGCACUCCAUGCAUUGUUCUGGAAGGUUCUGGGCGCUUGGCUGAUGUCAUCGCCAACGUGGCUGGCCUACCUUCGUCCAAAAUCACAAUAGAGCUCGUCCAGAGACUGAUGAAGAAGUUUUUUGCAGAAGAGUAUGAGACCUUUUCUGAGCUGAAGAUCAUUAAGUGGACCAAAAAGAUUCAAGAUAUUAUCCAGUUCCCACAGCUGCUGACGGUGUUCCGCAUUGACGAGGAGAAAAACAAUGAUGUGGAUGUAGCUAUUCUGCAAGCUUUUCUAAAAGCCCCCCUGUGCAGUGAUAGUGUGAACAGAGAGAGACAGCUGGACCUGGCUGUGGCCUGGAACCGGGUUGACAUUGCACAGAGUGAGAUCUUCACUGAAGAAAGUAAAUGGAAGUCCAGUGAUCUGCACCAGGCCAUGUUUUCCGCCCUGGUGGGCCAUAAGGCUGAGUUUGUACGUCUGCUGCUGGAGAAUGGGCUAUGCUUCAUCCAGUUCCUCAAACAUGAAGAUACACUGUGUGAUCUGUAUAAUCAUCUUCCCAGCUGUCUGUUUUCGCACAAAGUGGCCAAGCAAGCUAAGGACAGCACAAAGAUUACCCUGAGGCAUGUAGCUAUUGAAGUGCGGCACCUGCUGGGCAGCUUCACUCAACCGCUCUACCCCAUGGAGGGGUUAUCCUAUCAAAAUAGAGCUUACCCUCACAAAAUAGAGAUGCCCAGUGACAACAAGGGUUUUACAAACACGCGCAAAAACCAGUUUCAAGAGCUGACCUGGCCAGAGGAGGAGACGGUCCCAGACACAAUGUCUCAGGCAGAUAGAGAUCUGUUCCUUUGGAGUGUGCUGCAGAAUCAGAAAGACUUGGCACAAAUCACUUGGGAACAGUGCAGUGAUUGUAUUGCUGCUGCUCUGGCUGCCAGUAAAAUUCUGAAGAAGCUUGCUCAGGGAGCAGGAGAUAAUGGGGAAGAUGCUGAAUCGAUGAGAGAGCUUGCUGAUCACUAUGAGAAACAAGCCAUUGGUGUGUUCAGUGAGUGCCAUCGCCAUGACAAGCAGCGAGCACAGAAACUGCUGACCCGUGUGUCUCCAUCAUGGGGUAAAACAACCAGUCUGUGUCUCGCUCUUGAAGCCCAUGACAAGACUUUCAUAGCUCACUCAGGGGUUCAGGCUUUGCUAACUCAGAUCUGGUGUGGGGAGUUAGCAGUGGAAAACCCACUCUGGAAGUUGCUGCUCUGCAUGUUUUUCUUUCCUCUUGUCUGCACUGAUUUUCUGGUCUAUAGGGACCAGUGUGACACAAGCUCUGAAUGUCCACUAAGCAACUGGAUGAAAUUGGUGGGUCUAUACACCUGUCCUCAGGUCAAGUUCUACUGGAACAUCCUGUCCUACUUUGGCUUCCUGCUUCUUUUUGCUCUGGUGUUGAUGAUGGACUUCCAGCCUAUGCCAUCUUGGAAGGAAUUGCUCCUGUAUGUCUGGCUCAUGUCACUCAUGUUUGAGGAGAUCAGACAGCUCUUCUAUGAUUUUGAUGGAUUUACAUUUUGGAAGAAAAUCAAAAUGUACAUUAAAGACUCAUGGAACAUUUUGGAUAUGUUGUCGAUACUGCUCUUCAUCACCGGCCUGGUUUGCAGGCUCCAAGCUUCGAGUACAGUGUUCUAUGUGGGGAAAAUCAUCCUCUGCAUUGACUUCAUCAUAUUCAGUUUGCGCCUGAUGGCUAUCUUCACCAUCAGCAAGACCUUAGGACCCAAGAUUAUUAUUGUUAGGAGGAUGAUGAUGGAUAUGUUCUUCUUCUUGUUUCUGCUCAGUAUCUGGGUGGUCGCCUAUGGAGUGGCGACUCAGGCUAUCUUGAUUGAGAAUGAGGAUCGAAUUAAUUGGCUUAUACGUGGUGCUGUAUAUGAGCCCUACCUCGUCAUAUUUGGGAACAUGCCUGACAAUGUGGACAACACCAAAUUUGACAUGAACACUUGCAGUAUAAAUGGCACUGAUCCUCUAAAGCCCAAGUGUCCAGUGCUGAAUAGUGACAACAGCCCAGCCUUUCCUGAUUGGCUGACCAUCAUCAUGCUGUGUGUUUAUCUUCUAUUCGCCAACAUCCUGCUGCUCAACCUCCUCAUUGCUAUCUUCAACUACACAUUUGAGGAGGUACAAGGCAAUACAGAUAUUAUCUGGAAGUUUCAACGUUAUGAGCUGAUAAAGGAGUACCACUGCCGCCCCUCUCUACCUCCACCCUUCAUCCUCUUCAGCCACAUUUACCUCUUCAUCAGACGUGUGCUCCUGCGACGUCCUGCUCAGGAACAUAAGAUCUUCAGACAGGAGCUGGAUAAGAGUGAAGAAGAGGAGCUCAUGUCAUGGGAGUCGUUUAUGAAGGAAAACUAUCUGGCAUCUGUAAAGCAGGACAAUUUCCAGAGUAUGGAGUACCGCAUGGAAGACACUGCAGCAAAAGUUGGAACCAUGUCUGAAAUAAUAGAGCAAGAACGAGAAUGGGGUUUUGUAUCUAUGGCAAAAAGACUGGACUGGUUGGAGGAUCAGGUUUGUCAGUCAGCUAAAGCACUACAGUGGAUCAUGGACACACUUAAAUCUCAGGGUUACCAAUCCAAACAUGAUGCUCCGAUAAUGGCUGGUGUCAUUAUGAGCACUAACACUGACCCUUCAGAAUCAACUGAGCAGGAAGCAGAAUGGAAGAAAACUCAUCACGUCUAUGCCCGCCAGCUUUAUUACCCUGGCAGCACUGUUAAACGCUUCCCUGUUCCUGAGGAGAAAGUACCCUGGGAGGUGGACUUCUCCAUUUAUGCUCCUUCAAUUUACAGUCAAGAGAAUAUGCAAGACUCGGACAUUUUAACCAUUGACACAUACAGGAACCCUAACGGACGGACAGGAUUAAAGGGAAAAGGAGCUCUUAAAAGUCUUGGCCCGAACAAUAUUAUAGAUCCAGUUAUCACAAGAAAUGAGGGCUCACAACUGGAGUUUUUGGCUGUGUGGGAUGAGACAGCAGGGUGCUGGACAUUACCUGGGGGCCCUGUCCAGCCUGGCAAGCUCUUACCUGAGAGACUGGAAAGAGCACUAGGAAAGAAAUUAUCCCAGCACAUUAAAGCCAAAAUAAAAUCAAAAAGCCACACUGAGGUCUAUAAGGGUUAUGUAGAUGACAGUCGGAACACUGAUAAUGCCUGGGUGGAAAGCACUGUUAUAACAGUUCACCUCGAUAAUGAGUGGAAUCUGAUCAUGCGAGAUGGUGGUGGUGAGUCUCUCAGCAGCACUGAGAAGCUUCAGUGGCACAAGUUGAGCAGCCAAAUACAAAUGCAUCCAUACCAACGAGAAGCUCUCCGUGCCACUGCCCAAAAACACAACAUAAAGUUCUAA
This is a messenger RNA of Neoarius graeffei (lesser salmon catfish), 4866 nucleotides long. It is a transcript of the gene trpm2, whose product is annotated as transient receptor potential cation channel, subfamily M, member 2. The transcript is spliced from 34 exons. Gene Ontology annotation, biological process: calcium ion transmembrane transport. The coding region runs from base 1 to 4866 and encodes 1621 amino acids. Gene Ontology annotation, molecular function: ligand-gated calcium channel activity. Lineage: Eukaryota; Metazoa; Chordata; Actinopteri; Siluriformes; Ariidae. The record is from RefSeq and is a predicted model, not a curated record. Gene Ontology annotation, cellular component: membrane.